[Torrubiella] hemipterigena is the source of this 2448-nucleotide messenger RNA. Lineage: Eukaryota; Fungi; Ascomycota; Sordariomycetes; Hypocreales; Clavicipitaceae. The record is from the annotation of a GenBank genome assembly.
CUGAAGCCAUUACCACGCUGAGUGUGCCAACAAUUGCUAAAAAGUAGUCAAGAAAUUCACAAUUAAUCAAAACGAGCAAGGAAAAGUCUUUAUAACCCUUACGACCUGUUUUAUUCAACAUAAAUCGGUGACUGGUCGAUGCGGAGUCUGCCGUGAUGCUAGCCGAUAGCGCCGAGCAACCCUAAUGUCAUCCAAGCCAGAGAAACGAAAGCGAUCCAGAAUAGGUGAGUUGUGCUAAUUACCGGUAUAGAACCUAUUAGGAGAGAGCUAAUAGAGUAGGAUGCGCUACCUGCCGCGCAAGAAAGGUCAAAUGCGAUGAACGAGCAGACACCUGCGGCAAUUGCGAGAAGCUAUCUUUACCAUGCAUUCGCUCCGGCGACGGCACCCCAGAGACAUUCCUGGACUCCUUGAGUCAUCACCGCGCCCUCAAGUCGUGUAAGCCAUGCCGCGCAGCGAAGGUGCGAUGUACUGGUGGCCACCCUUGUCCUCGCUGCGAGGCGCGCACUAUAGAUUGCGAGUAUACUUUAAAGGCCAAGCCGCGGUGGAUGGCACAUCGACGCCUCACCAACGGCGGGAGCGAUGCCGAGCCGACCGCUCCGGAAGAAGACGAACAGCCGCUGCCGCAGGAAGUAGCACAGCAGGAUGGCGGUUUACAAUGGUUGAGUCGAUCGGCUUUGCCACAACAGCCGGAGCUGUCUCUGCUCAUCGAUACCUAUUUCAAAGUGAUGCACCCUGUGAGAUGUUUUGGAUUUAUCCACAGACCGAGCUUUAUGCAGAAGAUUGAGGAUCAAUCAGAACAAGAUCGGAAUCACAACCCUUUACUACUGGCAGUGUGUGCCAUUGCAGCCAAAUUUGUACAUAACCAACAGUCAAUUAGUGAGUCAACCACGCUGCACGCCCUACAAUCAGGUAGCCAGUGGGCACGAAAAGCGCAGUCGCUGCUAUUGAGCCAUAUUAACCGGCCUACCUGUGAGACGCUAAUGACAUACAUCUUACUUCAUGAGCAUGAGCUGCGUGUGGGAAACUAUGUCUCUGCCUUUAUGCUUACAGGCCUUGCGGUCCGUCUUUCGCAGGCCCUUGGCUUGAACGUUGACAAGCAGGACGAGCAUAGUCUCAAACCGCCUUGUUUCUACGAAUCCUGCCGCCGAACUAUGUGGAGUACGUUUAUUCUCGAUGCAUGGGUAGGCAGUGGUGUCGAUGAGCUAACCAUGCUCCACGAAAGAAACAUCCACGUGCCGCUACCCAUGGCAGAAACCGAUUUUAUCAUGGAGAUGGAACCAUCUUCUCAGGUACACACGUCACAAUACUGGCAGAGCUUGGAGCAAUCGCAGCACCUAGACUUGGAGGCGCAAUUUGUGCUACUACUUACUCUUCGCAAAGCCGUGUUAAGAAUCGUCAAGCAUUUAGACGUUAUACAACCCCCAUGGGAAGCACAGUCGGAAUGGAGCAAGCUUUAUCAAGACCUCAAGAGGUGGAACAGCGGACUCCCAGCAAGCUUGCGCUUCACCAGGUCCGCCAUCCAGAAAAGAAAAAUCACCAAUCAACACGGCGGUUUGCUGUUCCUACAUCUCUGCUACCACCAGACCGUGUGUGAUCUCACACGCAUUGGGAUGAGUGACCUCUUCCGCAUCAAGAAUCCCCUCGUCUUUCCUGCAGAACAACGCCAAUUUUUGAUCGACGUCCAGGACGACUGCUUCGACAACUCCAUGUCCGUCUCCGCCAUCUUUCGUGAUGCAUUAACGCACGGUCCAGAAGCAUACAGCGACACCUGGUUAUGUGUGGUUGCGCAUGAUGUAUCAAGAGUACAAGUGCACUACCGCAGCAAGCAACUCGGCUCAGCUGCAGCGCGCGAAACGUUGGUUACAGAUGUAGAUGCUGCUCUAAAGACCAACGCGGAAAUGCUAACCAGACUGGUGCCACUGAUUGCUUUGGCAAAGCCGCUUCUUGACGCGACUUUGAAUCUGGUAGCAGCGGCCUCUGUGGGCGAGCCUGUGGUACAUAGUGGUAGUCGCAAUUCAGGUGCGUCCAAGUCUGCAGAGGACGUUCUCAACCCGCUCGCCAUCUACAGGAUGGCCCGGAAGCAUGCUAUGACUCAAGACAACGGCGACAAGGACAGCGAGGAGGUGAUAGAAACACCACCCUAUUUCGAUCAUGGUCAAAUACACCUCAGUGGCGAGCCAGCCAGAGAUCCAAACGCUGCAGUCUCGCUCGAUGCGAUGGCCAUGUAUCUACCAACGAGCUUUGAUGAACUGCAGGUGUACAUGGGGUUGACAGAUUUGCUACCCACAUAUGCUCCAGAGAGCUACGGUGCCGAUAUGCUAGGUCCGUAUUAUACUGAGCCACAAUAUGACACCGGUGCGUUUGGAAGCGGCGAAGCAGGCCAUAGUCGAGCCUAGGGUACUAUUGCAGUGUGAAAUCAUAUAAUAAGACAACAAAUAUAUUACCGCC